This is a messenger RNA of Crotalus tigris (Tiger rattlesnake), 2095 nucleotides long. Its product is annotated as zinc finger and SCAN domain-containing protein 20-like. The coding region runs from base 330 to 1667 and encodes 445 amino acids. Gene Ontology annotation, biological process: regulation of DNA-templated transcription. NCBI's taxonomy places the organism in Eukaryota, Metazoa, Chordata, Lepidosauria, Squamata, Viperidae. The transcript has 6 exons. The record is from RefSeq and is a predicted model, not a curated record.
CCGCGCUCCUAUCCUUUAACCACUGCAGGCGUUCCAUCGUGGCGCUCCCGUUUUGCUCUCCAGCUUCGGUGACUGCAAAUUCCUUUCCUUCUCCGCGGUCCUUGCAUCUGGGCUAACUAGGAUAGCGGCGAUCAAAGAGAGAUACUUUACACCGUUUAUGGCCGCCUUGUAAUUUAAUCCUUGACUGCCUGAGUGGUGCCAUCACUUCCCCCCCCCCCAAAAAAAAUUCCCACUGCCAAUCCCUGGGCAGUUUUUUCCAACUUCCUCUCAGUUCAAUUACAGCCAUUCAGAUAUUUCCCCCGGAAGAAAGUGAUUGAACGAGCCAGGAAAUGUUUCGUAUCUUAGUGGAGACGGUGCUGACCCCAGAAUCAAAGGAGGAAGCUGUGGAUUCGGUAGGGGGCCUUGAGGCAGUGGAGGCUCGCAGCCCUGGUGGCGAACACUGGGAAAAAAAUGUCAACAAAAUUCUGGGGGAAGAGAAAGGCAACUCCUACGUCCAGCGUCAACAUUUCAGGCAGUUCCGCUACCGGAAGUGCGCUGGGCCCCGCACGGUUUACAGCCAGCUUCAUGAUCUCUGCUGCCAAUGGCUGAAGCCAGGAGAGCAUACGAAAGCUGAGAUCCUGGACCUGGUGGUCCUGGAGCAGUUCUUGACUAUCCUCCCUCCCGACAUGAAGACCUGGAUCAGGGAAUGUGGCGCGGAGACCUGUUCCCAGGCGGUGGCCCUGGCCGAAGGCUUCCUCUUGAGCCAAAUGGAGGACAAGAAGCCGAAAAUCCAGGGUCUGUUUGUGGAUAACGAUUUCCCCCAAAUUAAGAAGGCGGCUCCCUCAGAUGAAGGACAGAGACAGUUCUUCAAGCAGAUCUUAGAGAACGAAGAUGCCGUAUUGCAGGGCAAUGAGAAAUCCCUGGCGAGGGAUGUGUCUUCUUUUGUUUCUGAGGUGUUUCCUUCAGCUCAGCCCACUCUGGGUCCGCUGUCUUUUGAGGACGUGGCGGUGUACUUCACGGAGGAAGAGUGUCCCGUCUUGAACGCAAGCCAGGUAGCCCUGCAACUGGAGGUCAUGGUGGAGAACUACCAAAACCUGAGCUUUUUAGGGAGGGGCGCACGGCAGAAGGAGGAUGAGUCCCAAAGAAUCUCCUUAAAAAGAGGCAGAUCCACCCAGGAGGAACCGCAGAGCGCGGGAACGGAGGAUCGGCCAAAGUGCUUGAGAUGGGAUGAAUUCUCUCUUUCCGAAAGCCCUGGUUUCCAAGGUGUAACAGUGCCUCCCCAAAGAUAUCCGGCGAAUACAUCUUUAGCUUCGGCAAGCAGGAACUUUCCUAAAACCCCAAUCCAGGGAAAACUAACCACGAGAAACACACCCUUGGUUUCGAAGAGCGUGAAUUCUCCUGAAACGCUCAACCAUGGGAAAUUAGCUCCAAAACCGAGAAUGAAUACGUGUCCCAUCUGUGGGAAAAGCUUCGCUCAUAAGUCUCUACUGCAUGAACAUGAAAAAAUCCACGCCAAGGAGAAACCUUUUAAAUGCUCCGAAUGUGGCAUAAGCUUCAGUCAGAUGGCAACCUUGACCUCUCACAAACGCAUCCACACGGGUGAGAAACCCUAUCAAUGCUCAUCGUGCGGAAAGAGUUUCAGUCACAGCAUAACUCUCCAUUCUCAUCGAAGGAGCCACAAAAUUUAAAAUUCAUGCAAGUGGCAAGAGCUGCAAUCAAAAUCCAAAGCUUCCCAGACUGGCGAAGAUUCAUGCAGGGCAGAAACUGAUGGGUAUAUGAGUUGUGGAAGUUAUCCACCUAAGCUUUAGGUAUAAACUCUUAACAAAUCUCUAUAAACCCUUUUUUUUUGGGUGGGGGGACAGCUGCCUGAAAUGUUGAUUUUGAUUCCCUCUACACCGGGGGUCGGCAACCUUAAACACUCAAAGAGCCACUUGGAUCCGCUUCCCACAGAAAACACUGGGAGCCACAAAACCCACGCGCACACACGCGUGCACGGGGGGGGCCUUGAUUGAAGAGUUUAAUUAAAAAGAAAUAGAGGCUGCUGUACAUGAGUUCUCCCUCUCCCUCCCUCUCUCCCCCUUCCCUCUUUCCCCCCCCCCUCUCUUUUCUCCCUCUC